CUCAAUAUGAUUUUCUGGUAAUUAUUUUGUUGUUAGUAUUUUUUUGGUUUAAAAAACUAUUAUUCCAUAUCCCCUACAAUACGAUGAGCUCGGAAUUUAUUUGGUCAUCUCUGGAACUUCCUCCCUCUUUAUUUUUCACUUGCUUAUCCCCGCCCCGCAUUGCCUUUUUCUUUGUUGGAGCUGUUCCAUUGCCUUUUUGGUAUAUAAUCUGAGUUACAGAAAAGCAUGUCUUAACAAACAUGAUCAUGUUGAUUGAAUAUGGUUCGCCUAGAAUACCAGUUCAUGAUCAUUUUGGCUGACAUUUCUACAUCUUUUGACUGUUGUAGGUAAAUUGGGAAUGAAUAACCUCCAAUUAGGCCUUUUCAUAACAGGUGCAGUUAUUGCUGGCAUUCUUCUAGGUAUCUGGUUCUAUUCCAUCAAUCAACGGAGGAAGAGACGUGCUGAAGAAUCUAAAAGCAAUGAACUUCCUACAACUCUUUCAAGCAAAAGUGUACCUGCUUCUUCAACUAAUAUCGCUCGACGCAACCCAUCUCAUCCCUACCCAAAUUCGGAUCUUCAAAAAGGAAGCACCUACUUUGGAGCGCAUGUCUUCAGCUAUGAGGAACUGGAAGAAGCCACUAACAAUUUUGACCCUUCUAAAGAAAUUGGAAAAGGGGGCUUCGGCAAAGUUUACUAUGGCAAGCUCCAUGAUGGGCGUGUAGUUGCAGUGAAGCGCCUACAUGAAAAUAAUAUGAAACGUGUUGAGCAGUUCAUGAAUGAAGUAGAGAUCCUAUCUAAGAUAAGACACCAAAACCUUGUGGCACUGUAUGGGUGCACCUCACAACGUAGCCAAGAACUUAUCCUUGUUUACGAAUAUGUUUCCAAUGGAACUGUUGCUGAUCAUCUCCAUGGAAAUCGAUCUAAGUCUGGUUUGCUGACUUGGCCAGUUCGGUUGAGCAUAGCUAUAGAGUCAGCCGAGGCACUGGCAUAUCUCCAUGUAUCAGAUGUUAUACACCGUGAUGUCAAAACCAACAACAUUCUUCUUGAUGAGAAUUUCCAAGUGAAAGUGGCUGAUUUCGGUUUGUCACGGCUGUUCCCAACAGAUGUCACACAUGUGUCAACUGCUCCACAAGGGACACCUGGGUACGUCGAUCCUGAGUAUUUCCAGUGCUACCAACUCACUCAAAAAAGUGAUGUUUAUAGCUUUGGAGUGGUAUUAAUGGAACUUAUAUCAUCAUUACCAGCUGUGGAUAUGAAUAGGCACCGGCAAGAUAUAAAUUUGGUUAAUAUGGCUGUGAACAAGACUCAAAAUAAUGCGUUACAUGAGUUGGUUGAUCCGCUUCUUGGUUUUGAAAAGGAUUACACUGUGAAGAAGAUGACAACGUCAGUGGCAGAAUUGGCUUUUCGGUGCUUGGAAAAGGAGAGGGAUAUGAGGCCUAGCAUGGAUGAAGUACUGGAGAUUUUGAGAGGAAUCCAGAAUGGGAAUGAAGAGAUGGGUGCUCAGAAAGCUGAAGUGGUGGAUAUUAAGGCUGCAGAUGAUGUUAGGCUUUUGAAGAAUAUUCCUCCCCCGCUUUCUUCAGAUUCAGUUGUGACUGAUAAAUGGGUUAACAGCCCUACAACACCUCAUUCCUCCUAGCUAUUUUGAUUUCCUUCUCUUAUUUUAUUUUUAUUUUUUUUCCUUAAAACUCUAUAAAGUAGAAGGUAAAGUAAUGUACACUCAUGAUUGAAUGUCAAUGAGUGGGUUAGCAUUUCAUUAUCUUCUGUUUUGAUUGUCUUUGUUUUGUGUUAAUAGAAUACAAAUGAGAAAGAAUUCGUAUAUUCGGAGCCGUCAACAAUUCUAUUAAUUCAUGUUGGGAUGUAUUUAAUUACA
Quercus lobata is the source of this 1849-nucleotide messenger RNA. Its product is annotated as LEAF RUST 10 DISEASE-RESISTANCE LOCUS RECEPTOR-LIKE PROTEIN KINASE-like 1.4. Gene Ontology annotation, biological process: protein phosphorylation. The record is from RefSeq and is a predicted model, not a curated record. Gene Ontology annotation, molecular function: ATP binding; protein kinase activity. The transcript has 3 exons. The coding region runs from base 338 to 1615 and encodes 425 amino acids. Lineage: Eukaryota; Viridiplantae; Streptophyta; Magnoliopsida; Fagales; Fagaceae.